AUGUCAUCAUCUGUCAACGACUUUGAAAAAGUUCUUCGUGCUUUUAUUCCGAAAGAGUUAAUUCCGGCGAUGUGGGAGUUCAAUACAUAUAAAACCCACAAAGAGAAUAUCCAAUCCCUUAUGAAAGGAGGUCAACUCGACAUUUUCGAGAACGCUAAGCAACUAGAAGUACAAAUCGGCGAUUACAUGUGUUUCCCGAGAAAUGUAGAGUAUUUCAAGAUGGACCCACUUGAACAAAUUGCUCCACAUCCGAUGGAAUACCUGAGUUUGAAAAACAAGGAAUAUAUUUACAAAAGCGAUUGGUGGUUAAUGUUUGAUUACGAUGGUAUUUUCCCGGAGGGGGGAUGGCAAAGAAGUGAGGGUGAUUGGAUUCUGAUCGAGUGUUGGAUGGAGAUGGAGUAUGGAGACAACAACGAGAUGAUAGUGAAACCGGAUAUGGAGAAAGCAGUUGAGGAAAUUAUCAAGGCUUUGGAUCAACAGGACUCUGUUAUCGAAACAUUCAAUACUUCGCAAAAGGGAGCAUUCUAUAAGACAUUCGCGGAGAGAAUGAAAUCUAAAACUGUCAUGAGUAAUCUUAUUUUGAACUGUAUGGAGGAUAUCAUUGAGAAGUAUCCAGUGAAGAAAUAUUCUGCGGGACUCUCUAGAAUCCUUGCUGGAGUUGCAUUGGUUAUGGAAGCAGUCGAGGAUUUUGUUAGAAAAGAAUCCAUUCACUUGCCACCACUCAAUUCAGUAUCCUUGACGAAACCAGUCAUCCGACUCUUCUCGAUUGACAAAAAUCACUUUGUGAUGGCUCACGAGUUGCUUAAAACACUAAAGAAUUGUAAAAUAGAUGUAUCUGGAUUUGAGAAGGAAGAAAAUGGAAUGCCGAAACUGUCAACAUUCACUUUUAGAGAAGUUGUACAGAAAGUUGAUAAAGAAGUUAUGAAGAAUUUGGUAUUUGUGAAAAUGGAAACAGAUUCUCUCUUGAUGUUCAAACAGACACCAAUACCGACGACUUGCGAUGGAGGGUACUGUACCCUUGCAGUAGAUGCACUCCGUGAUAUUCUAAUGGACAUGAUCGUUACAAAAAAGGUGUUCCAGACAAUUGAAGAUAAGGAGUGGAUUCAUAUCAAACAGUUUUUCAAGUCAAUUGAAUCCCAUUUCGAUCAGACCAGAGGAGUAUACUUUAUCGAUUUGAAAGAUGUCAAGACAAUCAAGGAGUCAUGGGAGAACAUCUACAGCACUCAUUUGAAGCAAUUCUCAUCGAGCCCAAAACUGAAGAAGACUUCAAAAACGACUGGAUCAACAUCUAGUCAUUUGCAUCAAGCGGUGAUGCAGUGCCAAUUCAACAGUCUCGUCAGAGUAAUUCCGAUGCUACUGAAAUUCAUUCAUAAGCAAGGAGCAUGUAACAGAUUGAGUAUUGUGAGAUGUGAGUUGUGUGAUGGGAAAACACUGGUGGACGAAUCGGCUCCGAUCACAGAAGAAGGGUUGCUACAGAAAAAAACGAACCCUCUGUCAUCAGAAGACACCAAGCCAGAACCAGAAGAAUUGAAAGCUGAAACAGCUGAGCGCUGA
This is a messenger RNA of Caenorhabditis remanei, 1554 nucleotides long. RefSeq lists its product as uncharacterized. The transcript is spliced from 2 exons. Gene Ontology annotation, cellular component: membrane raft. The record is from RefSeq and is a predicted model, not a curated record. Gene Ontology annotation, biological process: innate immune response. The coding region runs from base 1 to 1554 and encodes 517 amino acids. Lineage: Eukaryota; Metazoa; Nematoda; Chromadorea; Rhabditida; Rhabditidae.